Messenger RNA from Salvelinus fontinalis (brook trout), 1240 nucleotides. Its product is annotated as SLC35A4 upstream open reading frame protein-like. The transcript is spliced from 3 exons. The record is from RefSeq and is a predicted model, not a curated record. NCBI's taxonomy places the organism in Eukaryota, Metazoa, Chordata, Actinopteri, Salmoniformes, Salmonidae. Bases 213 to 509 code for a protein of 98 amino acids.
UCAUGUAAUAAAUAAAUAAUGCUAGUAGCUAGAUUUUAAAAUGAAUUGAUAUUGCCACAUUGUAAAGAAUGCUUAUAACAGCGAUGUAAUCCAGAAAGCAAGCUGAGUAAAAACAGUCGGCACAGCGCACAUUACUUUUAGUCACACAUAUUUUAGCAGGAAAGAAAAUCGAGCCCAGUCAUAAAUCAGUACCACCAGCAUUGAUUCAAGACAUGGCGGACGACAAGCUAAAGGAUCUGGCAGAGCUCAAGGACCAGCUAGAGGACAUUCAGCGCCGUGUGGAGAAGGAAGUACAGGCUGGGAUCCCACAGGGUGGCAGUGUGCUGGCCUCUCCUUUCCUCAAGGGCUUCUUGGCAGGGUAUGUCGUGUCUAGGCUGCGAUCCUCUGCGGUUUUGGCCGUGGUCCUUGGGACUUGCACAGGCAUCUUUGCAGCUCAAAACUUUGGCGUGCCCAACAUCGAGGAAACUCUGAAAGACUAUUUCAACACUCUUAAAGGACCCAGCAAGUAGCAGCCCUGGUUUUGGGGGGAAAUAUGGAUCUCUGAACCAAUAAACCACACCUCCUUGCCCCCUCAAGAAGAUCCAUUGGACUACCCCACCUCCAAGCCCUCUAUUUUAGAACUGAGAGAAAUUAUACGAUGUGUGUUUGUUAGGAGACAUUUUGGGGGAAACGAUAUAUUCCUUGAAUUACGCAUUAAGUGUCUUUACAAUCAUCUCUUGCAAUGUGUGCAAUAGUCCUGCAGGGACUUUAGCCUAUGUUUUUAUAUUAACUGGAAAGAUAACAUUGUUCCUAUUUUAUGCAAUAGGGAUUUUACUUAUGGAAGUAGGUGCUUUAUAGUGGGAGAUCUUGUUUGCCUCAGGUCAGCUUUCUAUUUCGUCUUGCUCACAGAUCAACCAUAUAACCUUGUUAUACCCAAAACAAUAUGUAUAACCUGUAGUAUCCAGACUUUAAACAUGACUAAGAUAAUAUUAUGUUCAUAUAUACAAAUAUGUCCCCAGGGAGAUACCAGGUUCUCAACCUAUUUCUGGACUUUUAGGUCACUGUAAGUCUACAGUGUUCACACCCCUUGACUUUUUCCACAUGUUGUUGUGUUACAGCCUGAAUUUAAAAUGGAUUACAUGUGGAUUGUUUUGUCACUGGUCUACACACUACCCCAUAAUGUCAAAGUGGAAUUACGUUUUUAGACAUUUGCACAAAUUAAUUAAAAAUUAAACGCUGAAAUGUCUUCAGUCAAUAAGUA